AUGUAUGCUCAGACUUGUACUAGGCCAGACAUCAGUUUUGCUGUCGGAAUGCUGGGCAGGUAUCAAAGUAAUCCAGGAUUGGAUCAUUGGAAAGUUGCAAAGAAAGUAUUGAGAUACUUGCAAGGGACAAAAGAUCAUAUGCUCACGUUUAAAAGGUCCGAUCAUCUAGAGGUGAUAGGUUAUUCAGAUUCGAACUGGGCUGGGUGUGUGGAUACCAGAAAAUCCACAUAUGGAUAUUUGUUCCUUUUAGCUGGAGGAGGAAUUUCAUGGAAAAGUGCGAAGCAGUCUGUCAUUGCUGCAUCCACUAUGGAAGCUGAGUUUGUGGCAUGCUUUGAGGCCACUGUUCAUGGAUUAUGGCUGCGGAACUUUAUUUCAGGACUUGGAAUUGUCGAUAGUAUUGCCAAGCCGCUGAAAAUUUAUUGUGAUAAUGCAGUAGCAGUCUUCUUCUCUAAAAACGACAAGUAUUCGAAGGGUGCUAAACACAUGGAAUUGAAAUACUUUGCUGUUAAAGAAGAAGUUCAAAAACGAAGAGUGUCAAUUGAGCACAUUAGCACCAAUUUGCAGUAG
Messenger RNA from Syzygium oleosum, 567 nucleotides. Its product is annotated as secreted RxLR effector protein 161-like. Bases 1 to 567 code for a protein of 188 amino acids. Lineage: Eukaryota; Viridiplantae; Streptophyta; Magnoliopsida; Myrtales; Myrtaceae. The record is from RefSeq and is a predicted model, not a curated record. The transcript has a single exon.